UGUCUCUGCUUUUAUGGGAAACUCGAGUGACUUCCCAUAUCUUGAGGUUUCCUUCCUGGAUACAAGACCUGGGUAUCAGACUUGAGGUGCAUGGAUUCUGAAUCCUUCCCACCUCCUCCUUUCCUGGCUCCGCCCUGGAAUCAUCAUUAGGGUUGAAUGCAGCCACUCAGACCUGUGCACAGACAGGCUGCAGCUGCAGGGGUGGAGGAGCCGGUUACCGGUCGCAGGAGUGUCCCCAAAACCAGUAAGGAGGACGAGGGACCCCUUAAAACUCAUCCACAUCCUGCUGGCCAUGCUGCCGUCAGCAUCCACUCUCCUCGCUCCCAGGAUGUUCUGGGUCCUCUUGUUUGCGGCCUUCAGGAGUGCUCAGAGUGGAAUCUCGGACAACCCCAAGUGCACCAAAGGUGUGGUUUCUGUGUCGAGGGGCAAGCCAGCCAUGAUGAGCUGCAGCAUCUCCAAUGCCUUCUCCCACAUCAACAUCUCCCUGAAAGCGGACACGAAGGCACCCUGGAAGCUCAUCUGCAGUGCAAAGCCCCCAGGAAACGUCUGCCAGGAUGGAUGGGAGCUGUGGAUUUGGGAGGGCGAGGCGUACCUAGUAACUGAAGAAGCCCAGGACACCCAGGCAGGGCGGUACAAGUGGAGGCUGAUGGGGCGCCAGAGAAAUACCAGAACCACCACACUGACCGUCGUAGAACAUGAAUAAGAACCAGUUUGAGGGACCUUCCAGGAAGCACUUGAGGAACCAAAAUGAGGAUAUCAGUGACCUGAGAUGAUGCAUGAAGCCUCCUCCACCAACCCCAAAGGGUAGAGCAGCGCCUCUGGAUGGGAGGCCGGACAGGUGGCUGCUGGUGGAAUCUGUGUCCAACCUCCCUGGUCUUCCACAGCCCUGGGGCUCCCCUCUCUGCCACCUGCCCCACGUGCUGCCCCUUCCUGUUCCCAAACCGCAUCCCAAACCAUAUAUGCCAGAUGUCUUUACAAGCAAAACUGUGCAACCCCA
Messenger RNA from Bubalus bubalis (water buffalo), 997 nucleotides. It is a transcript of the gene SECTM1, whose product is annotated as secreted and transmembrane 1. The coding region runs from base 293 to 703 and encodes 136 amino acids. Gene Ontology annotation, molecular function: cytokine activity. Lineage: Eukaryota; Metazoa; Chordata; Mammalia; Artiodactyla; Bovidae. The transcript is spliced from 4 exons. Gene Ontology annotation, biological process: immune response. The record is from RefSeq and is a predicted model, not a curated record.